Molecule: messenger RNA, 636 nt
Organism: Bacillus rossius redtenbacheri
Lineage: Eukaryota; Metazoa; Arthropoda; Insecta; Phasmatodea; Bacillidae
Exons: 3
Coding region: 1-636 (211 amino acids)
Source: RefSeq, a predicted model, not a curated record
AUGGCGCUGGCGGACGCCACCUCGGACACUAAGUGGGGUGCUGGGAUAAGAGGCGGCGCCGCAGGGCAUGAAGAGUUGGCACUGGCAGACGCCGCCUCAGACGCUGCGUGGGCAGCUGGGCAGAGCGGCGGCGCCGCGGCGCGGGAUAAGUUGGUGCUGGCGGAUGCCUCCUCAGACGCUGCGUGGGGAGCUGGGCCGGGCGGCAGCACCACGGCGCGUGAUGAGUUAGCGCUGGCGGAUGCCUCCUCGGACGCUGCGUGGGCAGCUGGGCCGGGAGGUGGCACCUGGGCGCGUGAAAAGUUGGAGCUGGCGGACGCCGCCUCGGACGCUGCGUGGGCAGCUAGGCCGGGAGGCGGUGCCGCGGGCAUGAAGAGACGUAGUCGGCCAGGUGAGCAGGAGGCCGACGCUCCCGUCAGGGGCGUUCUCGUGGGCUACUUCACUCGAGGCUCGUCGAAUGUGUUCGCCCGUAUGGCUGGCGUUCCCAUUCGGGUAUCAGUGCCGGGCCAGCCGGCCCUUUUCGGGCUUGGGGGCGAUGCCGCCUCGGCCUCAUCCGGGUUGGAGAUGGGCUCCGGACAAGGGGGUGCUCCGGCGGGGUCCUCGGAGUCUUCCUCAGUGAUCUCCGUUACCCGGCACUAA